AUGCUCAUAUACUUAUCAAUCAUCAUAUUAGGACUGUUACAAAUCCAUAUUUCUAUCGCUUCUUUGACAUUUCAGCUCAAACCAAAUAAUGAAGGACAUUUGCUGAGAAGAGAUAAUAACAUAGACCUUGAAUUCUUAUCACAAUCAAGAUCAGCUCCUAUAAUAGAUCUUUAUUUUGGUAGUCAAGGUGAAAAGAUCCCAGUUAUGCUAGAUACUGGCUCAUAUACAAGCUUUGUUCAAUCCAAGCAGGUAUCAGAAAAACGAGGAUAUGACUAUACAAACUCAUCUAGCUAUGAAAAUAAUAAUAAAGAUUUCAGUGUUCAGUAUGCAGAUUCCACAAGUUAUAAAGGUAACUGGAGUAAAGAUGCUGUUUCAUUUGACAAGAAUGGUGAUAAAAUCAAUUUGAAUUUUGGAUUAGUUACAUAUGCUACUACAAAUGGUGUUAGCUCAGAUACAAAUGUUUUCGGAUUGGGAUAUAAUUAUGGUGAACCAACACUUUUUGAUCAAUUAAAAGAAAAAGGUUUGAUAUCGAGAAAGACAUUUUCCAUAUAUUCUAGUGCAAAUGAUCAUUCAUUGGGGGAAAUAUAUUUUGGAGCUAUUGAUUCUGCUAAAUACACUGGAGAUCUGGUAUCAGUUCCAAUUAAACCAUUUGGAAAUGGUCGUUUAUGGUGGUCAUAUCUUACAGAUCUUGAAGCUGGUUGUGAGUCUACAACUAAUGGAAACACUUACUUCAUGAACUUUGAUUGUGGCUAUACUACUGGGCUAACUGUUCCUGAAGAUGUUCACAAAAAGUUACUGAAUAAUUUGGGGGCUUUCUAUGAGGAACAAUCAAAGAAUUAUGUUUUCGAUUGUGAAAAUGCUAGUCCUAUUCAAGCUGAAGUUGCUGGUCAUAAAAUAGAGAUACCUUCCGCUGGCUUUACCAAGAAAAUAAGGAACACAGAUCAAUGUGUUUUGAAGCAUAUUAUACCAGGUCCUGAUAAAGAUACGAUCACCAUGGGUUGGAUAUUUUUCCCAUAUAUUUAUGGAGUAUUUGACGCACAUAAUGAUGAAAUUUUGUUUGGAAAGCCGAUUACAGAUACAAAAGAGUCAAAUAUUCAAGAGCUUGGUGAUUCAAUUCCAAACGUUCAAAAGGCAUCUAAAUACUCAUCAGUUUCCAACGCUGUUAUAACAAAUCAAAUAGCUUAUACAUCAAUACCUACUAGCUCUGUACAGCUAGAUAUAGAAUCAACAGGUGUUACUUCAGCAUCAACUUGCAGCACAGGUAAUCGCAAAAGAGACUUGUCUCUUGAGGAUAAAAUCAAAAAGGGUAUUUUUGUUCCUGACUCUAGUGCAAGCUCUGUAUUCAAAAGCUUUAGCAUGAUUCUUCUUUUCAGUUCUAUACUCGUCACUUGCAUUUAG
This is a messenger RNA of Hansenula ciferrii, 1398 nucleotides long. RefSeq names its product pepsin-like aspartic protease. The coding region runs from base 1 to 1398 and encodes 465 amino acids. Gene Ontology annotation, biological process: proteolysis. Lineage: Eukaryota; Fungi; Ascomycota; Saccharomycetes; Phaffomycetales; Wickerhamomycetaceae. The transcript has a single exon. The record is from RefSeq and is a predicted model, not a curated record. Gene Ontology annotation, molecular function: aspartic-type endopeptidase activity.